AAAGAGAGAGAGAGAGAGAGAGAGAGAGAGAGAGAGAGAGAGAGAGAGAGGAGAGAGGAGAGAGAGAGUUAGUUCUGGAAAUGGAAUUCAUGUCCUAUAGCUCUAGUGAGCCUAACUUCUCAAAUUUGACACUGGCCAUAUGGACCUGGUGUCUUGUGCCUACUGAAUACAUAUUUCCACCCAGGUACUAGCCAUGCAUUCAUUAAGUUCAUAGCUUGAAAUCAAGGCCCACUUGUUGGAAGCAUUUCCUGAGUUUAUGAGGUAGCACCAACCACCUUGUCUUCUUUGUGUUCCAAUAUUACAAGCAUUGGGAAGACCGACUUGUUGGACAAAAAGUUUAUUUACUUGGGAACUGUAUUUGGAAAUGAAGCUUUGAACAAGAGAACUUUUAAAGGAGGCUACGACAAGCAAUUUGAAUACGAAUUUGAAUACCAGUUUGAAGAUUGGUGUUUGCUAUACCAUGAUAUUUUAACAAGAAAUACAGUACUAACUCACAUACAGCUAUUCAGAUUUUAUAAACUCUUUACCCCUUUCCAGAUGAAAUAAAAUGAUCAGAGAAAGAAACACAAGUAGAGAUCAUAGUCUUGUUAUAUCACUUAUGUGUGUAUGCAUUGCUUGGAGAAUCUUUCCCUGGGAGGAUGUAAACAAAUACAGGGCAGGAGCAAUAAAUCAAAGCAGGACUCCUCAAAGUCCACCUUGGAGUACCUAUAAGUUAAUUUGGCUACUUAGAGAACAUGGCUGAGGAGUUGCUUACAGGAGUGUGGGAGGCCCCAAAACAUCUGCACCACCAGCAAGUUCCACUGCAGCAUGGAAGAGGGCAUAACUUCUCCACGGCUGCAUAGCCGGAGUUCCACAGUCUACAUACCCCAGCCCUUCUGAGACCCGAGGCUGCCUGCAAUUGGACAGCGUUACAUACAGAUUGCCAAAGGGACAGGAGGGAGUAACAUUAUUUUCACUGCAGGGAGAUCUUACUAAGCAAGUGGAGUUUCCUGAGAUUAAGGACAAACUUGGAUUCCUUAAACAUUAUUAUAGACAAAGCAGAUUUUCAAACAAACCAUACCCAGGACUAAUGAGGAAAAAGAUAAAUUUGACCCAAAUUCUUUUCUACGGUUGAGUAUAUGUGACCACAAUGGCCACAAGAGGUAUCACCCACAAGGACACCAGCAUGAGUAAAAGAUUCAGGUGCAGAUGGCACGGUCAGUCCGUCAUCUGAAGAAGAAAAACCAAAGCUCACACCUGGGACAGAUUUCAGCAACUAGUUAAUAAACACCACCUUGCUGUGUUGCUGCGUGUUGUACUUUCCCAUUACAGAUUCACAGUCCGCUCUGAAGGAGUAAGUUAAACUUUCAUAAGUUCAGAAAUAAACGUAUUUUUCUUGUUUCCACGUCAGAUAUUGGGCAUAUUCCAGUCACUUCCCGCCAUAAAUCAUCAAUAAAAAGUUUUAUUUUUACAGAAGCAUUAUUUACUUACUAUACACUAUUUGUUUACUAUGUAAAUAAGGGCAAGGAAAAAAAAUGGAGCCGGGACACUACAACCACUGCCCAUCACAAAUAGACUUCAGGUUUUGAUUUUAAAGACAGGGUCGUCAGGGAGGUAGCGUAGGCUGGCUUUGAACUGGGUACACAGAUGAGGAUUAAGUUCCUGAUCCUCUAUCUCUCAAGCGCUGAAAUUGCAGACGUGUACCAUCAUGCCCAGUUUCUUUGCAGACCUUUAAAUCUGAAAGCGCUAUAUUCUGUUUUGCAACUGACGCCUGCUAACAAAUACUCUCGGCGUCUUUGCACAUUACGAAACAGUCACCCGCAGCAUUGUUUUCAGUGGCUGCGUGGCAUUUGGAUGAUCUGUUCAAACGACCUCGGUUUCAUGAGUUCUAUUCGCUGCUUUCCUCCCAGAUACCGGGGAGGCCUGACUGAGGCUACAGCGUUUUUGUCUUCCUCGGAGUGUCCCGAGGAAAUGACUCCAUCCCUUUUCUGGCAACACCGACACAUCUGUGUGUCAUCGCUGUGUCUCAACUAGAGGCAGCUGAGAGGCGAGCUCACAACCCCGGAGCCCGGCGGAAGUCCUGGGCUUGUCCGACCUCUGACACCAGGCGCCCGUAUCCGGGCGGAAAUGCAUCUGUGGGCCAGUGUGCACAUGCGCAUAAGGUGGGCGCCGGCAGGUCUUGUUUCAGGAAUAAAUGUGUUUCUGAUCUUGUGAAUUUCAACCAUGUUAUCCAACGGCUUACAAAAAUUUCUAAAAGCCGCAGUCUCUCCUCCACAUCCAGCGUCAUGCUGUUGGUUAAUAAGCACACGCCAGUCUUCUGGAGCUCUGCCAGCAGCCACGUUGCGUAGGCGAGUUGUCAUCACAGGCAUCGGGCUGGUGACCCCACUUGGUGUUGGCACUCAGCUAGUUUGGGAUCGGCUUCUCCGAGGAGAAAGUGGGAUUGUUUCUGUAGUUGGUGAAGAGUACAAGAGUAUUCCUUGCAGUGUGGCUGCUUAUGUGCCAAGAGGUACUGAGGAAGGCCAGUUCAAUGAACAGAACUUUGUGUCCAAAUCGGACACGAAGUCCAUGUCAUCUCCCACCAUCAUGGCCAUCGGGGCAGCAGAGUUGGCCCUGAAAGACUCCGGCUGGCAUCCGAAGUUAGAAGCAGAUCAGGUGGCUACUGGUGUUGCCAUUGGCAUGGGCAUGGUUCCUCUUGAAGUUGUUUCCGAAACGGCUUUGAUGUUUCAGACCAAAGGUUAUAAUAAAGUCAGCCCGUUCUUUGUCCCUAAGAUUCUGAUCAAUAUGGCUGCGGGACAGGUCAGCAUUCGCUAUAAACUCAAAGGCCCCAAUCACGCAGUGUCCACAGCCUGCACAACAGGAGCGCAUGCAGUGGGAGACUCCUUCAGAUUUAUAGCCCACGGUGAUGCAGAUGUGAUGGUGGCUGGGGGCACAGAUGCUUGCAUUAGUCCAUUAUCUCUUGCUGGGUUUUCUAGAGCCCGGGCUCUGAGCACAAACCCGGAUCCCAAGCUGGCCUGCCGACCGUUUCAUCCAGAGAGAGAUGGUUUUGUCAUGGGUGAGGGCGCUGCUGUGCUGGUGCUAGAAGAACAUGAGCAUGCUCUUCAGAGAGGUGCCCGGAUCUAUGCAGAAGUUCUGGGCUAUGGACUGUCAGGGGAUGCUGGUCACAUAACAGCCCCUGAUGCUGAAGGAGAAGGUGCCUUCAGAUGCAUGGCUGCUGCUGUAAAAGAUGCAGGUGUGUUGCCUGAACAGAUAUCCUAUGUCAACGCACACGCCACCUCCACACCACUGGGUGAUGCUGCUGAAAACAGAGCCAUCAAGAGGCUCUUUGGAGAUCACGCCGGUGCCCUUGCUGUAUCCUCCACAAAGGGAGCCACCGGGCAUCUGCUGGGGGCUGCAGGGGCGGCUGAGGCAGCUUUUACCGCACUGGCUUGUUAUCAUCAAAAACUACCACCGACUUUAAACCUGGAUUGUACAGAGCCAGAAUUUGAUCUCAAUUACGUUCCACUGGAGGCGCAGGAAUGGAAAACCGAGGGUCGGCGUAUUGGACUCACCAAUUCCUUUGGGUUUGGUGGUACUAACGCAACACUUUGUAUUGCGGGCAUGUGAACAUUGGCUUUUAAUUGUCAUAAAUGUAUAAACGAUAUGCACAUACAUGUUUAAUAUCAAUGAUCAAAUGUCUUUAACACAA
This is a messenger RNA of Myodes glareolus (Bank vole), 3664 nucleotides long. RefSeq names its product 3-oxoacyl-ACP synthase, mitochondrial (gene Oxsm). Gene Ontology annotation, molecular function: 3-oxoacyl-[acyl-carrier-protein] synthase activity. Gene Ontology annotation, biological process: fatty acid biosynthetic process. Gene Ontology annotation, cellular component: mitochondrion. NCBI's taxonomy places the organism in Eukaryota, Metazoa, Chordata, Mammalia, Rodentia, Cricetidae. The record is from RefSeq and is a predicted model, not a curated record.